AUGAAGGGCAUUAUAUCCGUCAUCUCUAUCCUGCUUUCCAUGGGCACAGUUACUGUGGUCUCCGCUUCCUGCGAUCAGAGUGCUCUGAAUACCACGAGCUAUCUCUACGAUAUCACGGAAGAGACUACGGUUUUCGAGGUCGCCCGCAAGACCAAUCGUGGUGUCUGUGAUAUUGGCCGCCACAAUUUGAUGGCAGAUGUGACUAUUCCACCCAACAUCGGUGAAGUCUUCAUUAUCCCGGGCGAGACCUGCACCCCCGACAAUGAGUCCUGCCUGAUUAAAGACGUGGGCCGUACCCGAACUUGCAUCUACGGUGGGCCGCGCUUGUAUUACACCGUGAAGGGCGACACAUAUGAAAAAAUUGCGCUUCGUCUGAACAUCACCACCGAGUCACUCUCCGGCGGUCAAUCUGCCAAUGAAACAUUGCCCGUCGGCCAAUUUAUCAAGGUCCCCGAGUGCUCACCGAGCCAAUGCAUCAUUCAGCCUUAUUCGUUCGAGUGGGGUGUCUACAAGGAUCUUGCCGACAAGUACGGCACGACCGUUGGCCAAAUCAUGAUGCUGAGCCCGACCUACAACUACAGCAGUUUGGCUUUCAGUUCCGGGGGUACAGCCCCUCCAAUUGAUCUGCCAAUGAACUGCACAACUCUGUCGAACAAUAUCACUGUCAUCAGCUAG
Molecule: messenger RNA, 675 nt
Organism: Aspergillus welwitschiae
Lineage: Eukaryota; Fungi; Ascomycota; Eurotiomycetes; Eurotiales; Aspergillaceae
Product: LysM peptidoglycan-binding domain-containing protein
Exons: 1
Coding region: 1-675 (224 amino acids)
Source: RefSeq, a predicted model, not a curated record